Molecule: messenger RNA, 1495 nt
Organism: Bufo gargarizans (Asiatic toad)
Lineage: Eukaryota; Metazoa; Chordata; Amphibia; Anura; Bufonidae
Product: zinc finger protein 286A-like
Exons: 5
Coding region: 1-1065 (354 amino acids)
Cellular component (GO): nucleus
Source: RefSeq, a predicted model, not a curated record
AUGGAUGAUCACCGACCCCUCACAUCACCAGUUAAGGAAGAGAGAAGAACACCGGAGAGAUGUCCCAGUCCUCUUCUUCCACAGGAUGGUUCAGAAGAACAUUACAAUGUCCCACAGGAUGAUCAGGUAGUUGGAGAUAAGGGCAUCAAGAUGGAGGAUCACCAGCUUCUCACAUCACCAGUUAGAUCCAGUAAGAUGACAACGCCGGAGAGAUGUCCCAGUCCUCUUCUUUCACAGGAUGGUUCAGAAGAACAUCACAAUGUCCCACUGGAUGAUGAUCAGCUUGUGAAUCCAGGUGAAUAUCUGAACAUUAUAUAUGUUACAGACACAUAUGAGAGGGGUGAUGAGCAGAUUAGAGAGGAUAUUCCUACAGAUAUCCGCCCAGGUGACUGUAACAGGAGCUCAGGAGAACAUCUGGUGUCUCCACAUUUUAAAGCAGAUGAUCAUGUCACACAAGAUACCUAUGAAAAACAUGCCAUUAUCACAGGUGUACCCUCUGACAUUCACAGCAAAAAUCCAUCAUAUGAUGCUAUGAAACACAUGGAGGAGAAGCCAUUUUCAUGUUCAUAUUGUGGGAAAUGUUUCAAUCAGAAAUCAGAUCUUGUUAGACAUCAGAGAAUUCACACAGGGGAGAAGCCAUAUUCAUGUUCAGAAUGUGGGAAAUGUUUUAGAAACAGAUCACAUCUUUUGAAACAUAGGCAUAUUCACACAGGAUUGAAACCACAUUCAUGUUCUGAAUGUAAGAAAUGUUUUACCCAGAAGUCGGCGCUUGUUAUGCAUCAAAGAACUCACACAGGAGAGAAGCCAUUUUCAUGUUUAGAAUGUGGGAAAUGUUUUACUUGGAAAUCAGAUUUUGUUAGACAUCAGAGGAUUCACACAGGGGAGAAGCCAUAUUCAUGUUCAGAAUGUGGGAAAUGUUUUACUCAGAAGUCAGCGCUUGUUAUGCAUCAAAGAUCUCACACAGGGGAGAAGCCAUUUUCAUGUUUAGAAUGUGGGAAAUGUUUUUCUUGGAAAUCUGAUUUUCUUAGACAUCAGAAAAGUCACACGGGGGAGAAGCCAUUAUGAUGUUCUUAAUGCAGGAAAUGUUUUAACUGGAAAUCAAAUUUUGUUAGACCAAGAAAAUGUACACAAGGGAAAAGCUAUUUUUGUGUCCUGAAUGUGGGAAAUGUUUACCCACAAAUCACAUCUUUCUAAACAUCAAAAAAGAACUCACACAGGGGAGAAGCCAUUUUUUUCCGUUAAACUAAAGAAAAAAUAUCACUUACAGUCAAGGUAAAGUCAUGUCACACAAGAGAAAGGGAAAUCAGUUAAAAUUCAUAAAUGAUGAUUAUGAAAUCUAUGUAAUUACCAAUCAAUGUCACUUAUCCAAAAAGCAAAUAGAAUCCAGAUAACUCACCUGUAUAUCCACCAUGUGCAGAGAAUAUUUUACAUUCAUUUAUUUAACUGAAUAUUAAAACUUGUUUCUAAUUAUUAAAAUUUUUUGCUUUAAAACUUG